This is a messenger RNA of Eimeria necatrix, 375 nucleotides long. Its product is annotated as microtubial-binding protein, putative. Gene Ontology annotation, biological process: cellular response to nitrogen starvation. The coding region runs from base 1 to 375 and encodes 124 amino acids. The record is from RefSeq and is a predicted model, not a curated record. NCBI's taxonomy places the organism in Eukaryota, Apicomplexa, Conoidasida, Eucoccidiorida, Eimeriidae. The transcript is spliced from 3 exons.
AUGCCUUCCAUAAGAGAUGAGAUUUCCUUCGAGAAGCGCACUGCGGAGGCGCACCGCAUUCGGGCCAAAUACCCAAACCGAAUUCCCGUCAUUUGCGAGAAGGCCCCUCGCUCGGACCUCCCCGUCAUUGAAAAGAAAAAGUUUUUGGUGCCGAUGAACAUGUUGGUGGGCGAGUUCAAGUACAUAAUCCACAAACACAUAAACCAGUGCGCCUCCGCGCAAGGCUCUCCUUUGACUCACGAAAAAACAAUUUAUUUAUUUGUGGAGAACACCGCGCCGAAGGCGGGGGCGUUGAUUCAGGAGGUGUACGAACAGCACGUGGCGGACGACGGCUUUUUGUACGUGGAGUACUCUGCGGAAAACACUCUCGGAUAA